This is a messenger RNA of Bipolaris oryzae ATCC 44560, 207 nucleotides long. RefSeq lists its product as uncharacterized. The record is from RefSeq and is a predicted model, not a curated record. Lineage: Eukaryota; Fungi; Ascomycota; Dothideomycetes; Pleosporales; Pleosporaceae. The transcript has a single exon. The coding region runs from base 1 to 207 and encodes 68 amino acids.
AUGACUGCGUCUCUAGGUGCUCUUUCUCACGCUGGCUCCUUCGGCUUGCAUACACGCCUACCCCUGUCGUAUUCAAGGCUAAUUGGGGACAUGUGGCUGAACCGGUCGUGCCAUGACUCUGCUGGUUCGCCAUGUAGUAUGCACAUUAAAAGCAAUAGUUCGCGCGCGGAAAUAGCAGUGUGGCUGUGCUGUCGAGUUGGGACGUAG